CACGGAAGAAGCUUUUCCAGCAGUCCUGGGUUGCCGACGAGUUUUGGCAGCAAUAUACUAAACGAUUUUAAGAUUCAAAGUAACUUUGUGAGGUGUCAACCAAUCAAGAAAUCAGAAUUGAAUAUCUCAAGUCUUUUUGUGGUUGCUGAAGGGAUUGGAUGUAAGCACCCGGGCUCCAACAUGGAGACGCUAGAGAAAAUUCAACCAAACAGGCAAGUGAUGGCCUUUAUUAUGAUGGUGUUCUUGUCUCAGGCUAAUCCCGAGCCUAUUUGUUAUUCUGUGCUGGAAGAAACAGAGAGCGGCUCCUUUGUAGCCCAUCUGACCAAGGACCUGGGUCUGGGAAUUGGGGAAUUGGCCGCCCGGUCGGCCCGGGUGGUGUCUGACGAUGACAAGCAGCGCUUGCAGCUGGAUCGCCAGACUGGAGAUUUGGUUUUGAGAGAGAAACUAGACCGGGAAGAGCUAUGUGGCUCCACGGAACCAUGUGUACUGCAUUUCCAAGUAUUCCUGGAAACGCCGGUGCAGUUUUUUGAAGGAGAAUUAUCAAUCCAGGACAUAAAUGACCACUCCCCAGUAUUCCUGACAAGGGAAAUGCUCUUGAAAAUCCCGGAAAAUAGUCAGCCAGGGACUAUUUUUCCUUUGAAAUCAGCUCAGGAUUUGGAUGUGGGCAGCAAUGGUCUUCAACAAUACACUAUCAGCCCCAGUUCUCAUUUUCACGUUCUUACUCGAAAUCAUAGUCAGGGUAAGAAGUACCCAGAUUUGGUGCAGGACAAAGCGCUGGAUAGAGAGGAACAGCCUGAGUUCAGCUUAACCCUCGUGGCGCUGGAUGGUGGGGCUCCGCCCAGGUCUGGCACCAUCACCGUGCGAAUCCUGAUCAUGGACGUCAAUGACAAUGUUCCUGAGUUUGUGCACACCCCAUAUGAGGUGCAGAUCCUGGAAAACAGCCCCCUAGACUCCCCAAUACUGAGUGUCUUCGCUAGGGAUGCAGAUGCUGGAAACUUUGGGAGUGUUUCCUAUAGCUUGUUCCAAGCAUCAGAUGAAAUUAAACAAACUUUCUCAAUAAAUGAAGUCACAGGAGAAAUCCGACUGACAAAGGAAUUGGAUUUUGAACAAAUUAAAUCUUACCACGUGGAAAUUGAGGCUACAGAUGGAGGAGGCCUUUCUGGAAAAGGCACUGUAUUCAUAGAGGUGGUGGAUGUGAACGACAAUGCUCCCGAACUGACCAUAUCUUCACUCACCAGCUCCAUCCCAGAAAACGCUCCUGAGACAGUUGUCUCUGUUUUCCGUAUUCGAGAUAGAGACUCUGGAGACAAUGGAAAGACAAUGUGCUCUAUUCCAGAUAAUCUGCCAUUUAUUCUAAAACCGACUUUCAAGAAUUUCUACACCCUUGUAACAGAAGGACCACUGGACAGAGAGAGCAGGGCCGAGUACAACAUCACCAUCACCGUCACCGACUUGGGGACCCCCAGGCUGAAAACCCAGCACAACAUAACCGUGCUGGUCUCCGACGUCAACGACAACGCCCCGGCCUUCACCCAAACCUCCUACACCCUGUUCGUCCGCGAGAACAACAGCCCCGCGCUGCACAUAGGCAGCGUCAGCGCCACAGACAGAGACGCGGGCGCCAACGCCCAGGUCACCUACUCGCUGCUGCCGCCACAGGACCCGCACCUGCCCCUGGCCUCCCUGGUGUCCAUCAACGCCGACAACGGGCAGCUGUUCGCCCUGAGGGCGCUGGAUUACGAGGCCCUGCAGGCCUUGGAGUUCCGCGUGGGCGCCACGGACCGCGGCUCCCCUGCGCUGAGCAGCCAGGCGCUGGUGCGCGUGCUGGUGCUGGACGCCAACGACAACUCGCCCUUCGUGCUGUACCCGCUGCAGAACGGCUCUGCGCCCUGCACCGAGCUGGUGCCCAGGGCGGCCGAGCCGGGCUACCUGGUGAGCAAGGUGGUGGCGGUGGACGGAGACUCGGGCCAGAACGCCUGGCUGUCGUACCAGCUGCUCAAGGCCACGGAGCCCGGGCUGUUCGGCGUGUGGGCGCACAACGGCGAGGUGCGCACGGCGCGGCUGCUGAGCGAGCGCGACGCGGCCAAGCACAGGCUGGUGGUGCUGGUCAAGGACAACGGCGAGCCGCCGCUGUCGGCCAGCGUCACGCUGCACGUGCUGCUGGUGGACGGCUUCUCGCAGCCCUACCUGCCGCUCCCGGAAGCGGCGGCCGACCCGGCCCAGGCCGACCCGCUCACGGUCUACCUGGUCAUCGCGUUGGCGUCGGUGUCGUCGCUCUUCCUGUUCUCGGUGCUGGCGUUCGUCGCGGCGCGGCUGUGCAGGAGGGGCAGGGCCGCCUCGUUGGGUGGCUGCUCGGUGCCCGAGGGCCACUUUCCGGGCCACCUGGUGGAUGUCAGCGGUACUGGGACCCUUUCCCAGAGCUACCAAUAUGAGGUGUGUCUGACCGGAGACCCUGGGACUGGUGAGUUCAAAUUCCUGAAGCCAAUAUUCCCCAACCUCUUGGUUCAGGACAUAGAAGAAAUUAAAGAAAAUCCCAAAUGCAGGAAUAACUUUGUAUUAAGUAUUGUGCUUGUUUAAGUGACUGUCUUAUUGAUUUUGGCAAAACUAACUCCUGUUACAAUGCCUUUUAAGAAAUAGUUUUAUCCAAAUAUGUAUCUCUAUUCUAAACCAAUGCAUAUCCCUGAUCAUGCUAAAUUUCUUCCUUCUAUUAAUAUUGAUUGGACUUGGCCUUUUAAAUUACACUGGAUAUUGAGUAUGUAUUUUCUCCAUAUUUGACCCUCUAUUAGUGAUUAAUCUUCCCAUAACUAUAAAUUACUCAAUUAGUGUAAGAAAUUUUACUUAAAUCAAUUUCUUAAUGUCUUUUUAAUGAAACAUUUUAAAGCUUUUAUGUAAUUUUGCAUUUUUAUAUAUUUGUGGUUCUUGUCUUUAUCAUAUAUAGCUUUAUCUUUGUAAGACCAGAGUGCUUGAAAUUCUUUAUAGCUACCUAGGCCUUUCUUUUUGACUAUUCUACCAGGCUAUGACCCAUGAAUAGCCAUGAGCAUAUAACUUAGCAUACUCUUUCUUCUAAAUUGUACAUAAACAUGCACCUCAUUAAAAUACUAAUGCACUAAAACUGUGACUUCCUAUUGUGAUCACCAUAUAUGCUACAGGUUUUCUUAUUUAUUUGAUUGCUACGUACCUAGCACAUUGUAAGUGCUCCAUUAAUACUCAUUAAUGUUAAAAGUAAAAUAAUUAUUCUCAUUUGUAAGUAAUAAUUAAAGAGAAAAUCUUAUAUAAUUUGGCAUCACUGUCACUAAAUACAGCUAAGUCACUACUUGGUAAAAUCCUUUAAACAGUAAUCUCAGAACCUUAAAUAAAUCCUAAAUCCUUUCAGAGCAUUCAAGAUGUAGAGAGCAUCAUACACUUCCUUGUCCUUCCUUUUGCCCUGUAAAAAAAAGUUCAAGCAUAGUUUAAUGUAUGUAUUCCUUGGUUUUCCUGCAGCUUUUCCCUAUUGUUCAAGAGUCAGAUAAUUUCUUCUGAGUUUCAGUUAUUCUGUUCAAGACUGAUUAUCAUGUGAUAUCAGAUUUUCACUUUAAGUUACAUUGCAGACAUGGACAGUAU
Molecule: messenger RNA, 3600 nt
Organism: Rhinolophus ferrumequinum (greater horseshoe bat)
Lineage: Eukaryota; Metazoa; Chordata; Mammalia; Chiroptera; Rhinolophidae
Gene: PCDHB4
Product: protocadherin beta 4
Biological process (GO): homophilic cell-cell adhesion
Cellular component (GO): plasma membrane
Molecular function (GO): calcium ion binding
Source: RefSeq, a predicted model, not a curated record